This is a messenger RNA of Nicrophorus vespilloides, 1258 nucleotides long. RefSeq names its product retinol dehydrogenase 14. The coding region runs from base 205 to 1215 and encodes 336 amino acids. The record is from RefSeq and is a predicted model, not a curated record. Lineage: Eukaryota; Metazoa; Arthropoda; Insecta; Coleoptera; Silphidae. The transcript is spliced from 4 exons.
GGAGAAAAGAUAGAGAGCGAGGGACAGGUGAAAGUACUCUUCUGCACUUGAGCACUUGGACUUGAACGUGGCGAGGCUGAGAUUUGUGUGUCGUAAGUGCGGUCAACUUAAGUCCAUCGUCAGCAGAACCAACAAAAACAGCAAUUAGAAACCGAUUGCAUUCGAAAUACGACACGCGACGUUUGCUUCCAGUUCUACGAUUGUAUGGAAAACACGAUGAAUGUUCUUGGUCUCGAUCUGUGCACUUGUCUGCUGCUCGCCGCAAGUCUGAUUGUCGUCGGCGCCGUCGCCCUCGUUUUCCUGCUGAAGCUAUACGCGUCCCGCACCUGUGGAUAUUUUAAAGAUAAGAAAAGGAUGGACGGAAAGGUGAUCCUCAUCACCGGCGCCAACGGAGGCAUCGGCAAAGAGACGGCCAGGGAGUUGGCAGCCAGAGGAGCCAAAGUAAUCAUGGCCUGCAGGAACGUAGACACCGGCAACGAGGCCAAAGACGACAUUGUGAAAUCCACGGGAAAUAAUAACAUUAUCGUGAAAAAAUUGGAUUUAUCAUCGCAGAAAUCGAUCAGGGAGUUUGCAGCUGAUCUCAUCAAGACUGAGCCGAAGCUCAACGUCCUGGUGCAUAAUGCUGGUACCGCCGAGAAGAAGACACAAGUCACCGAGGAUGGCAUCGAACUCACGAUGGCAACCAACCAUUACGGACCGUUUCUGCUCACCCACCUGUUAAUUGAUCUGCUGAAGAAAUCUGGACCGAGUAGAAUCGUCGUUGUUGCUUCAGAGUUGUACAGAUUUUCGACACUGAACUUGAACAAAUUGAACCCCGUCGAUGCGUACGUGCCUCUCUACUUGUACUACGUGUCCAAGUACGCCAACAUCUGUUUCACAUUGGAGCUGGCCAGGAAAUUGGAAGGCACCAAUAUCACCGCAAAUUGUCUGCAUCCCGGCAUGGUGGAUUCGGGCAUCUGGAGGAACGUUCCAUUCCCGCUGAACAUCCCCACAAAACUGAUAGUGAAGGGAAUGUUCAAAACGCCGGCUCAGGGUUGCCAAACGAGCGUCUUUCUCGCCGUCUCUGAUGAGGUGGAAGGCGUCAGCGGCAAGUACUUCAUGGACUGCAAGGAGCGCGGCCUCUCGUCCGGCGCCACGGAGGUCAGCAAAGCUAGGAAACUGUGGGAGUUCUCCGAGAAGUUGGCUAAUUUAAAAGAAACCGAUCCGAAAAUAUAAAAUUGAUCGUAUUUAUUUAAUAAUUUUUAGUUUUUUUAUUUGA